Molecule: messenger RNA, 429 nt
Organism: Microbotryum saponariae
Lineage: Eukaryota; Fungi; Basidiomycota; Microbotryomycetes; Microbotryales; Microbotryaceae
Source: the annotation of a GenBank genome assembly
AUGCUGCUCGCAGGGCAAGGUGCGGCUGCCUCCCCUCCCCAGCCCAAUCCCGAGUAUCGAAAUCUACUGGAAGGCUCGGAUAGCGGUCAGUUGCUCCGUCCAAGAACAUCCGUCUGCAGCAGACCCACAUACUGAACUGUGCGACCCACCUACACAGAAGCUAAAGCAUUCCGCGAGAAUGCCCGGUCGUACAAUAACGCACUGUCCUUCACUUCGCUCGCUGCUCACUUCGACCGGACACGACUGGGCACUCUAGGACCCCCCGUGUUUCGCGUAUUUGGUCGUCUUUACCAUCGACUCGGCGCCCUGAUCCCUGCCGUGAAUCAACGCCCAGCCUUUGCUCAGACAUGGCUCAUCGACCCGGCCGAGGCACCGACACUUGACUUGGACCUGAAAGUGCAGACAGUCGCAUACAAAGAUCUACGUUGA